Ornithodoros turicata is the source of this 3862-nucleotide messenger RNA. Its product is annotated as ubiquitin carboxyl-terminal hydrolase 15-like. Gene Ontology annotation, molecular function: cysteine-type deubiquitinase activity. The coding region runs from base 27 to 2825 and encodes 932 amino acids. The transcript has 21 exons. Gene Ontology annotation, biological process: protein deubiquitination. Lineage: Eukaryota; Metazoa; Arthropoda; Arachnida; Ixodida; Argasidae. The record is from RefSeq and is a predicted model, not a curated record.
CUCCGGCGCUCGGUUCUUCUACGAAAAUGGCGGAAGGUGGACCCAAUCCACCGGACUUGGAGACACAAAAAAAUGAAAUCUGUAAUUUAUUAAAGACCCCACUAAGAACCGACGACAUUUGGUAUCUGGUAGACAACAAGUGGUUCAAGCAGUGGAAGAAAUAUGUGGGCUAUGAUACCUGGGACACCGGUGGUAUUGGGGAACAGACAACUCAUCCAGGACCCAUUGACAACUCACCGCUACUUAAAGGAGACAAAAGUGGAGACAUCAAGGAUCACCUGAUUGAUGAAUUGGACUACGUGUUAGUGCCUCAGGAAGCUUGGGACAAGCUGGUUGCCUGGUACGGAGUCACACCAGGACAAGACCCCCUGCCGCGCAAAGUUAUCGAAUAUGGCAUGUUUGUCAAGCACUGCAAGGUGGAGGUAUACUUGCUGGAACUCAAGUUGAGCCAGAGCAACAACCUGGACUCUUGUAUUGUAAAAAAGUUUAGUAAGGUGGACACAAUAGACCACGUGGAAAAGGAGGCUCGGGCACUGUUCAAAGUUCCCCCCGAAAAAGAGUCUCGAUUAUGGAACCGGUGUGGCAGCAACAUGUACGACCUCUUGGAAGACAGAACGCGCACUGUUCAAGAUGCUGGUCUGUACCAAGGACAAGUACUUGUUAUUGAAGUGAGGAAUGAUGAUGGAACUUGGCCACGACAGUCAAAAAGCAGCAGUACAUCACUCAACUACAACGCUGCCUCAAGCGGCCGUGGAGGAGAUUCAAAGAGUUACAGUGCACCGUCGAGUACGAUAGCCACACGAAGCUAUAGCUCUAUGGGUGGCAACUACAGCGGGAACUGCAAUUACGACACCCAUGGGACUUCGAGCAACACAACACCUGGCCUUUGUGGCCUGAACAAUUUAGGAAAUACGUGCUUUAUGAAUUCUGCACUUCAGUGCAUGAGCAACACCCCUCUCUUAACGGACUACUUUAUUGAUGAUCGCUACCUUGCGGAGUUGAACAACAGCAAUCCACUGGGCAUGAAGGGCGAGAUUGCAAAGUCCUACGCAGAACUUAUAAAGGUGAUGUGGUCAGGCAAUUACACCAGCACAGCACCCCGUUCCUUCAAGAUGGCAGUUGGCCGCUUUGCCCCUCAGUUCUCCGGCUUCCAGCAGCAGGAUUGCCAGGAGCUGAUGGCCUUCCUCUUAGACGGACUACACGAAGACCUAAACAGGGUCCUCAACAAGCCGUACAUUGAGAUCAAGGAUUCCGAUGGGCGGCCGGACGAAGUGGUGGCCCAGGAGGCCUGGAUGAACUACCUCAUGCGCAACAACUCCAUCAUAGUGGACAUCUUCCACGGGCUGCUCAAGUCGACGCUUGUGUGUCCCGACUGCAGCAAGCUUUCGGUGACCUUUGACCCCUUCUGCUACCUCUCGCUGCCCCUGCCCACUAAGAAGGAGAAGCUGCUCGAGCUAGUUCUCAUAUGGGCGAAUCCACUGGAGAAGCCCCUCAAGAUGAAGGUGACUGUCUCCAAAAUGAGCACAAUCCAAGAUGUCUGUAGUGCCGUCGCGAGGCUUGUCGACGUGGCACCAGAUAAGCUACUUGUGACAGAAGUGUACAAUCAUCGGUUUGUGAAAAUCCUUCAGAAUACGGAUCAAGUGGACUCCUUAGAGCGAAUGGACGUUUAUGUCUACGAGCUACCGUUCCCCCUCAGUCAGAACAACUCAUCCGUCGUACUCCCUGUCUAUAUGCGGGAAAAGAGGAUACACUACCAGUCGAACAACUGCUCUGCUCCUGUGUACCAGCUUUUCAGCUUCCCGUUCUUUGUAACCGUGCCUGCCAAGGAUUGCACAUACGACAUGCUCUAUAACAUCAUCCUCAAGUCUUUAGCGAGGUAUGUGACUGUUCCAAAUCCAGAGGAAGAUGGAUGGUGUGAGGAAAAUUCUGAACAGCAAAAUGGAGCAGGAAUAUCACUUGAUGAGGAGGUGAACGACAUAGAUGGAGAGUAUGAUCGGGACGUCAUGGCUCCAGCAGACAAUUCCAAGGAUGCCACUUCCCCCAAGAAGGGCACGGCUGCUGCUGCGGGGUCACGCCUCUUCACUCUACAGUGCGUCAAUGAGAAUGGUUCUAUGAACAUGGAAUCCCUGGCUGACAGUUCUCACCCCUUGAAGUUGGGCGGCAGGGUGUACCUGGCUGCGGAUUGGCACUCGAAAGCUCGCAGCCGCUUCUUCGACGGGGCCAAGGCGGAGGAAGUGGAGUUGCAUGAGUCUGUGCAUCAAAGGGCAGGUCACCCGAAGAAGUCGUGCAUUCAGUUGCGUGAGUGCCUUGAACUCUUCACCACCACUGAGAAGUUGGGUGCAGAUGACCCCUGGUACUGUCCCACGUGUCGACGUCACCAGCAGGCCACCAAGAAGUUUGACCUGUGGAGCUUGCCCCAAGUGCUCAUCAUUCACCUCAAGCGCUUUUUCUACAACAGAUUUUGGCGUGAUAAGAUUGACACGCUCGUCGAAUUUCCAAUCACCAACCUGAAGAUGCAGGAUUACAUUAUCAAUCCCAAGCACGAGCCUGCAGUCUACGACCUGAUAGCUGUUGCCAACCAUUAUGGUGGUAUGGGAGGUGGACAUUAUACAGCAUACGCUAAGAACAAGGUGACUCAGCAGUGGUAUUAUUUUGAUGACAGCAAUGUCUCGCCGUCAACAGAAGAGAAUGUAGUGUCUAAAGCAGCUUACGUUCUGUUCUACGCACGACGAGGGGACUCCAAGGGAAGGAAUGCACACCCCAACCAGACAGCCGACGGACAUGCGGCAAAGUCGCAAGCGGACGAGAGCAUGGACAUCAGUUAGGAGACGGAGGAAACCGGUACGUCGAGCUCACGUAGACGACGGGAACGGCGACGGAACGUUCCUCGUAAAAGAAAAGCCCUGUCAGGUCAUGACGCAAGUAGAAAGUGCAUAUCCAGGUAAUCGCGACACGCUGUGACGGCGCGAGCAGGAAUGGAUGGAUGGAUGUCCCUCGGCAGUAAUCGUCAGUUGUGAGCUUCAGCAAUGGGUGCCGGUUCCUCAGUAUUUUUUCAAAUUUGUUUUACUCUGAAGCAUGUAUAAAAUCAGGAAAUUUCCUUCCCUCCAUUUUGACCCCUUUUGCGCAGCAUCAGUGAAGUGGACAGUUUUGGUGCAGAUUUCUUGUUUUGGACUGCGGCGACUGGUGAAUGCGUGCAGGCAUCUUCGGAGGUCCCGAUCAGAAGUGGAAGAAAUGUUAAUAAAACAAUGUGCUGUCCUAGUUCUUUGACAUUUGUAUGCUUGUGAAAAAAAGAAAGCUCUUUGGGGCUUCUGUUUGCCUUUUUGUCUCUGUGACCUUCUUUCUGAUCAAAGUGAAAUUUAGAACAGAGUUCCUGAGAAGUAAAAAAAAAACUGUUGUAAAAAUUGAGAAGAUUAAGUUGGGUUUAGGAGCAGUCUAAAUUAUUUGGCCUGCAGUGAUGAACUGUCUGUCACAAUCUAAUUUUCUGUUUCAAUCCAGAAGAUCCGUAAUAAAUUAAAUUAUAGCAGCUGCAUUGUCAACACUGGCUAGGUGUAAAAUUUGGGUGUGCUUCACAAAUUUUGCUCACGGGAUCAAAGGUAGCAAGUGUGAGAAUGCAAUCGUUCACUUUUUCUGCUACUUCCUGUUUGAAGUAUUCCGUUCACGUGGUACGAGCAGAAUUAUGCACAAAUUAUCGCGAUGUUUUGAUUUUUCAUGGAUGCGUGUGAGAACAUACUAUUUUGACAGUUUGGAUAGAAAAAAAAAACAGCUAUUGGUUCUGCACCACCUUCUGUUGUAAUAUUGUGCAGAUUUUGCUACAGUGUGAUAAUGUCAUUUUUAUGACAUCAAUAAAAGGUGACAGAAAAUA